AGCUAACGACAGGGUAUUAGUACUUAGGGGACCAAGAGGCAAAUACGAUUAGAGAAUCUUUCUCCUUUCAUCCUGCACAAACCCCUUUCUCUCUCUUCGCGUAUCGCUCUCACCAUCGUCGCCGGGCAUGGCUAUGCCUGAGCACCACCAAUUCAACAACUUCCUUCAACAACAGCAUCAACAGCAACAGCAAUCGAAGUCUUUCAGAGAUAUAUUCAACAACAUGGAAGGUCAGAUUUCACCGCAGAUUAACUAUAUAAACGCCGAUCAAGCUCAUCACCCUCCUUAUAUCCCUCAGUUUCAUGUGGUAGGGUUUGCACCAGGUACGGAUGUUAGCGAUGGCGGAUUCGACUUGCAGCGGAAUUAUGAUAUGGAAUCGAGAAAGAAGAGGCCUAAUGAGCAAGAGUUCUUCGAAAAUAACAAUACAAAUUCUCAGAUAUCAUCUAUUGAUUUCUUGCAACCUCGAUCCGUUUCAACAGGAUUAGGUCUGUCUCUCGACAAUGGUAGGUUAGCUUCAUCUGGCGAAUCCUCUUUUGUUGCUGGGCUUAUGGGAGAUGAAAUCGAAAUGGAAUUGCGUAGACAAGAUGCUGAGAUUGAUAGGUUUAUGAAAAUCCAGGCCGAUAGACUCAGGCAAGCAGUUCUUGAGAAGGUACACGCCAACCACCUUCAAAUAAUCUCACAUGUGGAAGACAAAUUCAUCAAAAAACUCCAUGAAAAAGAAUCCGAAAUCGAAACCAUCAACAGAAAAAACAUGGAACUAGAAUCACAAGUCGAACACCUCGCCAUGGAAGCUGCCACCUGGCAACAACGAGCUAAAUACAGUGAGAACAUGGUCAACACCCUGAAAGUCAACCUUCAACAAGUUUACACACAUGGGAGGGAUAGUAAAGAAGGGUGUGGUGAUAGUGAGGUUGAUGACACAGCUUCUUGUUGCAAUGGUAGAGCUAUUGAUUUUCACCUUCUUUGCAAGGGUAAUAAUGGAAUGAGGGAAAUGAUGACGUGUAAGUGUUCCAAGUAUAUAGGUAUGGAGGUUUAUAUGUAA
Lactuca saligna is the source of this 1042-nucleotide messenger RNA. NCBI's taxonomy places the organism in Eukaryota, Viridiplantae, Streptophyta, Magnoliopsida, Asterales, Asteraceae. The record is from the annotation of a GenBank genome assembly.